This is a messenger RNA of Necator americanus (New World hookworm), 486 nucleotides long. RefSeq lists its product as uncharacterized. Bases 1 to 486 code for a protein of 161 amino acids. The record is from RefSeq and is a predicted model, not a curated record. Lineage: Eukaryota; Metazoa; Nematoda; Chromadorea; Rhabditida; Ancylostomatidae. The transcript has a single exon.
AUGGAAAUCAUUACGGAGAGGUUCUACUCGAACCUUUUCCGUUCAUCAACUCCUGUGUCAAGCCCAGUCAUCCCCGCUGGCGAAGCUUUACCACGGAUUCUCCCUUCGCAAGCACGAGUCGCUAUCAAGAGCAUGAAACCUGACACAGCCCCCGGACCUGAUUUUAUAUCAGCAGACUUUCUUCGGGCUGGUGGCCAUCCGCUUCAUGUAAUCUUAGCAGCGCACAUGACAUCCUACCUUCAGAAAGAAAGAAUCCCAGACCAGUGGAAGACCUCGCGAACCGUUCUUAUCCAUAAAAAAGGUGACCGAGAGGACCUUCGGAACUACCGUCCGAUAUGCUUGCUGAGCGUGUUAUACAAAGUAUUCACCAAGAUCAUCUACACGCGCAUAUCUAGGAAGCUGGAUGAAGCACAGCCUCAAGAACAAGCUGGAUUCCGCCAGGGGUUCAGCUGCUUGGACCACAUCCCAUCGUGUCGAGGGUCAUAG